UCAUAAAACUCAAGUUCAACACUCAUAUGCUCCGUUGACAGAGAACCUGCUUGUCAGUCUGUGCAUCGAAACAAAAAUGACAUUGAUGUUGAAUAGUAAAGAUUUUGUAGAGCAAAUUUGAAAAUGAUUUCCUAAAUUUUGUGUUGUUGCUAUAUUUCUGGCGGUCUCAAUAUGGAUAAAUUAACUACCAUAAGUGCGGCAUUGUUUAUGGCAGCCGACGUGUGUGCUAUUGUUAGUCUUGCUAUGCCAGAUUGGAUUGUGACCAGUGUCGGUGGAGAAACUCGUCUUGGUUUAAUGUGGACCUGUAUGACUUUAUACAACCGACCUCAGGUUUGCUUCACGCCGGAGCUACAACCGGAAUGGCUAAUUGCCCUAAUAUGUAUCUUUGUGGGAUGCAUUUGCAUCACGACAACUAUUAUUCUUCUUGCGUCCAGCAACUGGGACCGGAAUGUGAUCCCAUACGCCCGAUGGGUUGGUUUUACAGCCAUGGUUCUCUUUUGCUUAGCUGCGGUCAUAUUCCCACUGGGAUUUCACGUAGAUGAGAUUGGAGGCCAACCGUACCACUUGCCACACUCGCACCAGGUCGGAAUUUCUUACAUCAUGUUUGUACUAGCUCUCUGGAUAACGGUAAUCUCGGAAUUGUUUGCAGAAAAGGUGUGUCUGCCACAGUUUUAAGGUGGUGCUAGUAAAGUAAUUGCUACAUGGACACAGUAUUCAUCAAACAUGAUCCAUAGUUUCUAUUUUAAGGGAUUGAUAUUACUUUAAUCCUGACCGACACUUACUUUAAGUUAGUUAUUAACCGAUAAAUAAAAAAUGUGAUAUUUGUA
Molecule: messenger RNA, 827 nt
Organism: Topomyia yanbarensis
Lineage: Eukaryota; Metazoa; Arthropoda; Insecta; Diptera; Culicidae
Exons: 3
Coding region: 172-675 (167 amino acids)
Biological process (GO): negative regulation of smoothened signaling pathway
Cellular component (GO): ciliary membrane; Golgi apparatus
Source: RefSeq, a predicted model, not a curated record